GGUCAAAGCGGGUUCGAAGAGCUGAAGCGAUAUAUAAAGCAAGGAGGUGAUUUUUGUAAAGAUCUUAGCUCCAUAUUGCAAGAAAGGUCCGAGGCAGAAACUCAGUAUGCCAAAACCCUAUCGAAACUUUCGGCGAAGCUUUUAAAAGCGUCAAAAGAAGCCAUGGGGACGGUUAACCAAGCUUGGCAAUGCGCCGGUGUGGAAAUGGAAACUCAAAGUGAGAUUCACAGGGCGUUUGCAACAGCUUUAUCCGAGGAGGUAGUCAAACCCUUAAAACUUCUAGUCGAAUCUCAGCACAGGAUUCGGAAGUCAGUAGAAACAGCAGUAGACAAAACUGGAAAAAGUCUGAGUGAAUGGCGGGCGGCUGAAAUCAAAAGUAAGAAACAAAGUUUUAUCAGUGCCCGUGAGAACGAAAAACUUCAGGACGCAAUGCUUGACGUUAGAUUAGGAAAUAAUGUAAAUAAACUAUCCAAUAGUACACUUCACUUGCAUAGCCAAAGACCAGUCUCCGACAAAGAAUCUAAUAAAUUGGAAUCAAAGCGGAAAAAGGCUGAAGAAUCUGUUAAGAAAUCUGAUGUAGAAUACUAUACCUACUGUGUACGAGCAGAACGAGCAAGGCUAGAGUGGGAGACAGCCGUGGUUCGGGGCAGUCAUUGUUUUCAGGCGCUCGAGGAAGAGCGACUGAAUCAAUUAAAAAAUUUAGCAAAUUCUUACCUUCGACAUUUCAAAGAAAUUGGACCAAAGCUCACUCAAAGUUCGGAUCGGUUGAAGGAGCCGGUGGAGAGUUGCGACGUGGUGCAGGACAUUCAGUCUGUGAUCUCGCUCAAAGGGACGGGUCAGCCGGUUCCCGAGCAGCUCCUGCCCGACUUCUACGCCGAGCACAUGACCCUCGCCAUGAAUCGAGAGCGUCGGAAACAAGCAUUAGUGAAAUUACUGCACCUGAUUAGGCAAGAUUUGGAACGAGAAAGGAGAGGGAUAGAAGGGGUUGAAAACCUGGCGAGAGCACUUCGUCAGCAACCAACUUUUGGUGCUGAAGAAUCUCAACAAAACGUGACGGAAAAAUUACAUCAUAUGCGAUCGAUGUUGACCUAUUUGGACGCCUCAAGGUACAAACUGGCCUCCUCGCUGGCCGAACUAGAAGGCAGGCCGAAACUAAGUCACCCUCUAGCAGCACACAUCUCUGUCACACGAGACAGGCAAGGCCUGCAACAAAGCAUUCUCAAAGUUCCUGCGUGGGUUCAUAAGGACGAAUCUAUCGAAAAUGAAACGACAAACGAGUGGUCAGAUCGAGGAGCGGCUGACGGCAAUUCAGUCCAGCCUGAUAGUGAUUUUGGUGAGGAACAAUAUGAAUUUUCUAGUCAAGGUAGCGAGCAUGAUUACCAAAGUAGCGUGAUAAGUCAGUAUCCAGUAUUAUCGGAGCCUACAACCCCUUGCAGUCUGACGAAUGGGACUCAAUGUAAAGCUUUGUAUCACUACACUGCCAAUUUAUACGACGAAUUGAAUUUAGAACCAGGUGACGUCAUAAAUAUUCACGAAAAGCAACCCGACGGUUGGUGGUUGGGUGAGCUGAAUGGAGUUGUCGGUAUAUUCCCUGCAACGUAUGUCGAAGAAAUAAAAUGACGUAUCAAGCAGACAUUAUAAAUCUGUUUUCUCCUCUUUGUUUUUGUAUCAUAAAACUGUGCCUAAUCUUCUCACCUCCUCUAAACAGUUAUUUAUAACACGAUUAUAAUACAUUUGUUAUCUCUCUCGUUUAA
This is a messenger RNA of Bemisia tabaci, 1754 nucleotides long. Lineage: Eukaryota; Metazoa; Arthropoda; Insecta; Hemiptera; Aleyrodidae. The record is from RefSeq and is a predicted model, not a curated record.